Molecule: messenger RNA, 1493 nt
Organism: Orbicella faveolata
Lineage: Eukaryota; Metazoa; Cnidaria; Anthozoa; Scleractinia; Merulinidae
Source: RefSeq, a predicted model, not a curated record
UGACGAAGGAAGUCUAAUAUGAAUGACAUUUCAAAUUGAUCAUGUUAUUGGCAGAAGGAUACUUUAAUUUUGUUACUGUUUACUUUUCUCAAAAGCUAGAGACAAUCUUAUCGGUAGUGAACGCUCGCUUUCUUCAAAGUCGAAAAGCUAGAUACGGAUCUGUGUGGAGCUGGUAUGGAUACGUGUGCAUUCCUGUCUUUCAUACUGGUUGCGCUGCAAGAGAUAAUAUUCUCUAGCUGUGAAGGGCUUAAUUCCAGUUCCUCGACAACUUUCUCUGGAUCUUUGGGACUAACCACAAGAACUAGCCAUUCGUCAAGUAGUCCGUGGUGCUUGAGGUGUGCAAGUUCCGUUAAAUCAAGUAUGGCAAGCAGUCUUAUUUCGCCAAAUCAACCAAGUAUUCAGCCAGAUCGCACAAAAUAUUCCACUCGUUCAUUAGCAAGCAUAACUACUGUAGUGACCCCCACAAGACAACUGAUCGACUCUACUACUCAACCGGCACAACGACUUUCACCGACUGCAGCACGCCUAACCUCGUUUGGCAUAUUUUUAAUAACAUUUGGCGGUGUGUUAGUUGCAUUUAUGAUGGUCUCUUUAAUUUGGAUCUGCUCUGGGAGAGAAAGAAGCCCUGAAGCACCUCAUUCUCAAGUUAAACUUAAGCCAUGGAGUCACCCACCUGAUCGCAAAGUAGAUGACAUACCUCCUGAUGCGAGUGACCUUCCAAAGAGCUACCAGAAUCAAGGCUUAAAUAGCUCGAGUCCAAAUAGCCCUUCAACUCCAAAUGUCGAUAUUGGAAGAACAACAGAAAAAUUCAGCGAGUCGCCUGUAAUCUAGAAAUGCAGUCAUUUGAGGUUAACAAGGCCCUUCUGAACAUUGCAUCGCUCGAACGAUUUGCGGGUAAGCAAGAUGUAGUCAUGCACCGAAAGAUAAAAGCAAUCACUUGAGGAGGAACCUUGGAUGCCAACAUGCAAAAGUAACAUUUGGUCGCCCUUCUGACUUUUCCAAACAGAUGCUUGACACUGAAAGACACUGAGAAGCACCUCGCUAUCACCAAGCAGUAACCUCGUCCCCAGGGCUUCUCCUCGACGAUUUUUAAAUUGGCGGUUCGUCUCCCGCUUGCCAUUUUGGGAAAACCUUUGAUAGCGAUGAGUGAGACCAAGACCAAGUUAUACAUAUCGUGACUUUUUAUAUGGAGGAACAAUGUAUGAGACCAAGUUAGCCCACUAUGCAUGGUUAACACUUCUCCCAUUUGCUUGUGGUUAGUUCCACUCAGGGUUUCACGCGGUUAGUUCAGCCCGGCCUUCCAGCGCUUAGUCCCACUCGGGUUCGCUUUCAAUAAGCUUUCAUUUGUGGUUUGGGCGAGACUGUAUUGCAUAUAUUUAGGCUUGCAGUAUGUAUACAUAAAAAAUUCAGGUUUUUGGCAGCCAGCACUCUGAUUGUGUAGUGGUUAGUGAAUGCCGGUAUCUUGAAUAAAAUUUCCCGUGUUCUACUCCCGA